This is a messenger RNA of Corylus avellana, 3080 nucleotides long. RefSeq names its product putative protein kinase 1 (gene PPK1). Gene Ontology annotation, cellular component: nucleus; kinetochore. NCBI's taxonomy places the organism in Eukaryota, Viridiplantae, Streptophyta, Magnoliopsida, Fagales, Betulaceae. The record is from RefSeq and is a predicted model, not a curated record. Gene Ontology annotation, biological process: meiotic spindle assembly checkpoint signaling; chromosome segregation; protein localization to kinetochore. Gene Ontology annotation, molecular function: protein serine/threonine/tyrosine kinase activity; protein serine/threonine kinase activity; ATP binding.
UCACGCUCUCCCUCUCUGACACACUCAUCAGUGAGUGGCGUGAGUGUCACCGAGAGACCCAUCGGCGAGAAUCACCCUCAACCUGAUUACGAAAACCCUCAUGCCCAUGGGGCACCUUCGAGGCCUAAUCUGAAUCCCUUCCCGCCAGUUGUAUCUCAUAUAUUAUUUUCCUGUAUCCCAAUAGAAAUGCCGUUGAGAUCCUGCCAUGGAUGGGGAGGCUAACCUUCCGGUCCGACCUGCGUCGGAGAGGAUUCUGAUCCGUCCAAACACCGUGAAGCCACAGGAUACGACGACGUCGUCCUCAUCGUCUUCUUCGCCAGACUUCCUCCGCAAUGUCCAGGCCGCCUUCAAGCGCCACCGCCCUAUUGGCCCAGCGCAGUCCAAUAUUUUAAGGCCUAGGCGGAUGUUGGUUCCCCAACGGGAAGUGUCAAGAACUUCAGAUUCUAGCGUGGGUCCUAUGGUAGAUGCCAAGAAGUCUCAAGAUGUGGUUUCACUGAGACAGGGUCACAUGGCGAAGGGUUCAAUUGUAGCGACUAAGAGUGCAGCCACUGUUCUUGGGGAAACUCAAGAUGAUGCAUCAAUUACUCCACCUUCCAUUUCAGGCACUAUUACCAAAACCUUUGAUGAGAGCUUCAAUCAAUUUGAUGUGCAGAGAGAUCAACCUAAAUUCGUUACUGGUUGUAAGGAUGACAGAGCGAUGCCUUUGUUGCAUGGAGAAUCUCAAAACGCUGAUGGUCACAAAAAGGUCCAGCUUUCCAUUGGAAGCAAUGCUGUUUCCCAGGGGGCCGAUGAUGGAAUGGCCACUGGAUUGGAGAAAUUAUCAUCUCAUAUGGGUUCACUUGCAUUGACAGAAAUGGAAUGGAUUGCAAGCAAUCAAAUUGAGGCAUCAACAGUUGUUAACGAUGACCCGAAGCACCGGAGCUUUCAUAAUACAGAUUCCGAAAGGUCUGCUGCUGGGAUUACUUCUUUGUUGGCAAAGAGAACCACAGAUGUCCAGGAUCAGCUGCACCAGCUUAGAAACUUCUUAAGCCAGCCUGCUACUCAAUCUUCAGUUGUUGGGCCAUCAUGUGCUACCACAACAUCUGUCCACUCAACUUCAGCACCCAUGCUGAAUUUAACAACCUGUAGCUCUCAUCUGCAUCGAGAUAACAGUUCUCACGUGGCAGUAGAACCUUUGGUAGAUAUUAAUAUUAAUUCCCAAUGUAAAGGUCAGGGAAAUGUGGUCCAGCUUUCAAAUCCUUCACCAAAGGAUGUUGGUGAAAUGAUAAUUGAUGAGAAAGCUAUCGCGGGCAAGGCUUCUAACUCUGCUAUUGAUACCCAUGUGGAAGUGAAGCAACAUGACCUUUCUAAGGAGCAACAGGGCAGAGUGCCAAAGGAAAUUGACAUUCCUGAAAAUCCAUCUCUUCAUGACAAUAAGUCAACUAAGGGGAAAGGAUAUGCUGGUGAUGUUACCAAUGUGCAAUCUCAAGGUCCCUUGUCCAAAAACUCAUCUUCAGAUGUGAAGUUGGAACCUUCUAAAUCAGAAAGACAAGAGAGGGCUGCAAGUGGGAAAGGGGCAUCAGCUCCUCGUAAAAGGAGUUAUGACCCUGACUUGUUCUUCAAAGUUAAAGGGAAGCUUUAUCAGAGGCUUGGAAAGAUAGGUAGUGGGGGAAGCAGUGAGGUCCACAAGGUUAUUUCAUCAGACUGUGCGAUCUAUGCACUUAAAAAAAUCAAGCUCAAAGGUCGUGAUUAUGCCACUGCAUAUGGGUUCUGUCAAGAAAUUCAAUAUUUAAAAAAGUUGAAAGGGAAGAACAACAUUAUACAGCUUAUUGACUUUGAGGUGACAGAUGAGGCUUUGCUCCAGGAAGUCAUGAACGGCUCCAUGAGUAAUAAAGAUGGCAGAGUCAAGGAUGAUGGAUAUAUAUACAUGGUACUCGAAUAUGGGGAAAUUGAUUUGGCACACAUGCUAUCCCAAAAGUGGAAGGAAAUGGAUGGCUCCAAUCAGACCAUAGACGAGAACUGGCUCCGCUUCUACUGGCAGCAAAUUCUUCACGCUGUCAGCACAAUACAUGAGGAACGGAUAGUGCACUCAGAUUUAAAGCCAGCUAAUUUCCUUCUUGUCAAGGGUUCCCUAAAGCUAAUUGAUUUUGGCAUUGCCAAAGCUAUAAUGAGUGAUACCACUAACAUCCAAAGGGAUUCACAGGUGGGUACACUGAGCUACAUGUCUCCAGAGGCAUUUAUGUGCAAUGAAAACGAUGCAAAUGGAAACAUCAUAAAGUGUGGUCGGCCAUCAGACAUAUGGUCCCUUGGCUGCAUUCUUUAUCAAAUGGUAUAUGGAAGGACCCCCUUUGCAGAGUACAAGACAUUUUGGGCCAAGUUCAAAGUUAUAACAGAUCCAAACCAUGAGAUUACGUAUGAGCCAGUUCCUAACCCCUGGCUUCUUGAUCUUAUGAAGAAGUGUCUCGCAUGGGACCGUAAUGAAAGGUGGAGGAUCCCUCAGCUGCUUCAACACCCUUUUCUUGUUCCCCCGGUUCCGCCGGAACCUCGGCUAUCUUCCUCUCAAGACCAAAGCUGUAAACUGCUCCAACUUAUUGCUGAAACUUGUGCCGGUGACCGGGAAGCUUCAGCUCUAUGCUGUCAGCUUGAAGAACUGCUCAAGGACCCAGUUCAGAAAAUAACAUCUCCAUUAUUAACAUCACGAGACCAACAAUGCAAGUUGCUUUCCCAGAUGUCAAAACUUUGCUUUCAGCUCCAGGAACGUUUAACAAACUCAGAGAAUUAAGUGAAGAUCCGGGAAUGUAUUUCAGUAUAUGUAUGUAUUGAGUGUUUCGACCUUGGUCAGUUCUUUUCGCCCUGAAAGAAAAUCAUGAUCGGCUAUAUAUGCUUCUUCAUCUUUUGAAAUAUGUAAUCAGCCUUGUUGUGUUGUUGUGUUCUCUUAAUAGGAGAAAACUAAUAUAUGCUAUCAGCCUAUCAGGCAUCCAUAAUUCACUCGUAUUGAUUUCUGCAGUGUUGAUCAUAGCAUAGCAGGACAAGAAAUUUAAUUUAAUUUCUGUAAACAAUUCUGUACAGUGAGAUUGUAUUCAGUCCAUUUUCAGAUUUAA